AAAGUUUUGUUAUAAGAAAGUCUGUGAUAAAAAUUUCAAAUGUUCAUUGGAAUAAGAGUUUAGAAAUAAGUUUAUAUCGUUAACUAUAUUAAUAAGACUGUACGCUUAUUUUUGUAGCCUAUUUUCAGAUGUGGGUGUUUAUAUUUUUAUAAUUUAAAAUGAACUUAAGAGCACUUGUAGCUCUUCUCGUGGUACUUUUCCUAAAGACAUCACAAGGGGACCAAAGGCUUAACGUAACUGGAAUUCGACUAACUGGUGGUACUGGUGCAUUUGAAGGACGUGUUGAGGUGAAUGUCAAUGGAAUUUGGGGAACGAUUUGCUCCAAAUCAUUUAACAUGAAUGACGCGAUGGUAUUGUGUAGGACGAUGGGACUUUCGGCGACGGCAUAUUUCUCCGCUACUUCAUUUGGACAGGCAUUCGGUCCUAUUUUUGCGGAACAACUGAGCUGUUACGGACAUGAGUCACAUAUAAGUCAAUGUCAGUAUUUUCCACGAUUUAGUUGUGUACAUAACCAAGAUAUCGGUCUCAUCUGUACAAAGUGUGGACAGUUUACCAUCACAAAUGGAAAAGUGACUUCAGUGUCGAAUAACGGACAAAUAUUGACCACAUCGUGCAACAGCGGAUACAGAGCUGACACAAACACUUAUACGUGUAGUGACAAUGGCAAAUGGUCCCAGCAAAGCGUUACAUGCUCUCAAAUAGGUUAUCCACUGAAUGUCACGGAUAUUAGAUUAGCCGACGGGAUAGGUAUACAUGAUGGAAGAGUAGAACUACUUGUCAAUAAUACAUGGGGGACAAUAUGCAGCCGUAAUUAUUUUGGUAGUAAUGAAGCGAGAACAAUUUGUUCAAUCUUAGGAUAUAGCGGCAUGUACACAUAUUUCACGUCAUCAUCACCAUUUGGAUAUGGAAAGGGUCCAGUUUAUAUGAACAAUCUUGACUGUACUAGAAUCGAAACGCAUAUCAACAACUGCAGUUAUACAGUUAAAGUAUCAUCGUAUUGUAGUCAUUCUUAUGACGUAGCAGUUAUUUGCCGAUAUGACCUAAACGUCACAGAUAUUAGGUUAGUAGAUGGUACAGGGCCACAUGAUGGUCGGGUAGAAAUCCUGAUGAAUGACACCUGGGGAACAAUUUGCAAUAGAAAUAUAGAUGACAAUGAUGCAACAACGCUUUGCAGGAUGCUUGGCAAAAACUAUACCCAUUUCUUCAACACGGCUAAGUACGGAAGCGGAUCUGGUCCAAUGUAUAUUGCAGACCUAAGCUGCUCAAGUAACAAGAAGCAUAUAAAUGAGUGUGCCUUCAAUCCACCAAAUCGCCAGACUUGUAAUCAUCAAAACGACUUGUCAUUAGUUUGUACAGUAUGUGGACCUCUUACCUUAACAAACGCUAUUGUGACGUCGUUUAAUGGUUCUAUUUUGACUGCAACGUGUUAUGAUGGAUAUUUACCAGGGACAUUAACGUUGGAGUGUUCGGAUGAUGGUACUUGGCAAGGAGAAUCCAUUUGUAAAUUACCAUACGAAUACCCCCUAAAUAUAACUGGCAUUCGCUUAACUGGCGGGAAUCAGCGAAGUGGUAUGGUCCAGUUGAGAUUUGACAAUAAAUGGGGUUAUGUUUGUGGCAAAAGUUACGAUCAGCAUACUGGGAGUGUCAUUUGUAACAUGUUAGGACUGCGAUUUCAGUCAAGUAGUUCAAGACAGUACAGUGACCGCAAACUUCCAGAAGUUGUUGAUCAACUCCAAUGUAAUGGGACAGAAUCACAUAUUAACAACUGCAAAUAUGAAAUACCGUUAUCGUGUUCAUCUCCAAGAUAUUAUGCUACAAUCCAGUGCAAAGAUUGUGGACGGCCUAGCGUUAUAAACGCUGCUGUUUCAUUAUAUAACUCAACGGACGCCAUAGCAAACUGUUUCAGUAGUUAUAAACCAGACGUUAUUUCACUGCAUUGCUUAGUAAAUGGAACUUGGGCAGCAGACACAAAAUGUUCAUUGCCGGAAGAUUAUCCGCUCAAUAUCACCGAUGUUCAGUUGAUCGGAGGAUACGGGCCUUAUGAAGGAAUUGUUCAGAUUAAAGUAAAUAACCAGUGGGGUUACAUUUGCGGCAAUAACUUUGAUCAAUCUGCUGGAAAUGUAAUAUGUCACAUGUUAGGAUAUGAGCUUUUAAAAACGCAGUCCACGUACCUCUCACGUUCAAAUAUGCCCGAAUACAUUGAUAGCAUCCAAUGUAAUGGAACAGAAACGCACAUCAAUGAUUGCAAUUAUGAAGUACCGCAUUCCUGUUCUUCUUCGAAUACUUAUUCUUACUAUGCAUAUGUUGAAUGUACAGGCUACCAACUUAAUAUAUCGGGCAUCAGAUUAGCAGGAAGUACCGGGCCAUAUCAGGGUCGUGUGGAAAUUGAAGUCAAUAACACAUGGGGAACUAUAUGCGAUUCUAAUUUCGGCCGCGAUGAAGCCAUGGUCAUUUGUAAGAUGCUUGGACUCAAUCUCUUCACCCAUUAUAACCGGGCCCAUUAUGGUCAAGGCAGCGGACCAGUGUAUAUUGCAAAACUUGAAUGCUCUAGCUCUCAUAAUCACAUCAACGAUUGCAAAUAUUUAACAGAACACAACUGUCAGCAUCAAAACGAUAUCUCUGUAGUUUGCUACGAUUAUCCGCUCAAUAUCACCGAUGUUCAGUUGAUCGGAGGAUACGGGCCUUAUGAAGGAAUUGUUCAGAUUAAAGUAAAUAACCAGUGGGGUUACAUUUGUGGCAGUAACUUUGAUCAAUCUGCUGGAAAUGUAAUAUGUCACAUGUUAGGAUAUAAGUUAGUGACAGCGCGAUCCAAAUAUCACUCAUCAAAUCUUCCAGAAUACGUUGAUAAUAUUCAAUGUAAUGGUACGGAAUCGCACAUCAAUAAUUGCAGUUAUGAAGUACCAACCUCAUGUUCUUCUCCGAACUCUUACUAUGCAUACGUUGAAUGUACAGGUUACCAGCUUAAUAUAUCGGGCAUCAGAUUAGCAGGAAGUACCGGGCCAUAUCAGGGUCGUGUUGAAAUUGAAGUCAAUAACACAUGGGGAACUAUAUGCGACUCGAAUUUUGGCCGCGAUGAAGCCAUGGUCAUUUGUAAGAUGCUUGGACUCAAGAGCUUCAUCCAAUAUAACCGGGCCCAUUAUGGUCAAGGCAGCGGACCAGUGUAUAUUGCAAAUCUUGAAUGCUCCAGCUCUCAUAAUCACAUCAACGAUUGCAAAUAUUUAACAGAACACAACUGUCAGCAUCAAAACGAUAUCUCUGUAGUUUGCUACGAUUAUCCGCUCAAUAUCACCGAUGUUCAGUUGAUCGAAGGAUACGGGCCUUAUGAAGGAAUUGUUCAGAUUAAAGUAAAUAACCAGUGGGGUUACAUUUGUGGCAAUAACUUUGAUCAAUCUGCUGGAAAUGUAAUAUGUCACAUGUUAGGAUAUAAGUUGCUGAGGACGCAAUCCAAAUACCACGUAGCACAUCUUCAAGAAUAUGUUGAUAAGAUUCAAUGUGAUGGAAAUGAAUCUCACAUCAAUAAUUGUAGUUAUGAAAUACCAUAUUCGUGUUCUCCAUCGAAUACUUAUUCUUACUAUGCAUAUGUAGAAUGUACAGGCUACCAACUUAAUAUAUCGGGCAUCAGAUUAGCAGGAAGUACCGGACCAUAUCAGGGUCGUGUGGAAAUUGAGGUUAAUAACACAUGGGGAACUAUUUGCGAUUCUUAUUUUGGUGGCAAUGAAGCGAUAGUCGUUUGUAAGAUGCUUGGACUCGAGAGCUACACAUAUUAUGGCAAUGCCUAUAAUGGCCAAGGCAGCGGACCAGUGUAUAUUUCAAAACUUCAAUGUUUAAGUUCUUUUAAUCAUAUCAACGAAUGCAAAUAUUUAACCGAACACAGCUGUCCCCACCGGAACGAUAUCUCUGUAGUCUGCUACGGUCCUAAACUUAACAUUACCGAAGCUCGUUUGUCUGAUGGUACAGGACCUUUUGAUGGUCGAGCUGAAAUUAAGGUCAAUGAUACAUGGGGUACUAUUUGUGACAACAACUUUAACAUAAACGAUGCUGAUACGUUUUGCAAGAUGCUUGAAAAGUAUGGUGAAGGAAGUGGUCCCGUACUCGUGGACGAGUUCUUUUGCAAUAGUAAUUACAACGAUCUCAAUGACUGUAAAUACCUGUUUCGUAACUCAUGUAAACACGACAGGGAUGUUUCGGUUGUUUGUAACGAAUGUGGACAACCAAGCAUAUAUUACUGGGAUGUUGGUUACUUUAGUUACAAUGGUACAAGUUUAUACGCUGAUUGUUCGUACUACAAGACAUACAUAGGGACUCUAAAAAUGACCUGUGAUAAUGAAUCAAAAACAUGGGUGACUGAAGGUCAAUGCAAGGAAUACACUUUUCCAUUGAAUAUAACGGACAUUCGAUUGACAGACGGAACUAAGUCCAGUAAUGGCCGAGUUGAACUAGAGGUAAUGGGCACAUGGGGAACAGUAUGUGAUAAUCAUUUUGGAAAACAUGAAGCUGAUACAAUUUGUCGGAUGAUUGGAUAUGCGCCUGCCUUUGAAGUUUAUUCUGGUGCUUACUUUGGAGAGGGAAAAGGUCCCAUCUUUGUUGAUGAUCUCAAAUGUUCACCGACUGCUUCUCAUUUAAACAAUUGUACAUACGUUACCUACGAUAAUUGUCAACAUUUAAAUGACGUGUCAGUCGUUUGUACAGAUUGUCAAAACCCAGUUCCAGCAAAUGGACAAAUUAACACUACUGAAACUGCAAAUGGGACAAUUGCUAAGAUAACGUGUGAUACUGGCUAUAAUUUGUUAGGAAAUGACAUUAUUACUUGCCAGUCAAAUGAAACAUGGACAGACUAUCCGUCAUGCAACGUAGUCGAUUGUGGAAUACCAUCGCCAGAUAAUGCAAAAGUCGCACUCUCAGAUAACAAAACAAUGUACGGUGAUGUAGCUGUUAUCAGCUGUAAUAUAGGUUACAGACCAGACGGAAGCACGCCUGUUUCUUGCUCAGCAAAUGGCACGUGGGGGUCAUGGCCCCCGUGCAAUAUCAUAGAUUGUGGUGAUCCAACACCUAAUAACGGUUAUAGAAAUUCCACCGUCACAAUUUACGGCUCAGUAGUAUCAAUAACAUGCGAUCAUGGAUUAAACAUCACAGGGAAUUCAACAAUUAUAUGUCAAGCUGACGCUACAUGGAGUGAUAACCCAGUUUGUGACGCUUCUGAUUGUGGUUUAUUGUCGGUACCAAACGGCAAAGUUAAUGCAUCUUCUGGUACAACAGUUGGAUCUUCAGCUUUUGUGACAUGUAACAAAGGUUAUAGUUUAGAAGGGCCACCCAUUGUUACAUGUAUGUUGGACGGAUGGAAUAGUAGCGUCACCUGCCAAAAGCAAGAUUGUGGUGAUCCAACACCAGAGAAUGGAGAAAGGGUUGACAACGGUGGAACUGACUUUGGCAGCAGUGCAACUAUACAAUGUAACACAGGGUAUGAAUUGAAAGGGAACAACAUUUUAACAUGUGACGACGGUGGUGUAUGGGGCGAUAAUCCGCUGUGUGAAAUUAAAGAUUGUGAACAACCUAAGCAUCUACCGGAAAAUGGGAAAUGGGAUGAUGCAAAAGGGACAAAGUACGAAGCGACAAUUACUUUUCUAUGCAAUGAAGGAUUUCUUCUUGUUGGGAAUACAUCGAUCAGCUGCCAAAACGAUGGAGAAUGGAGCUCAUUACCGCCUUUAUGCGUAGAAAAAUCAAAUAUAGGCGGUGCCUGUGUUACACGAGAUUAUUGUUAUACGGAAAAGGCCAAGUGUACCAAUCAAUUGUGUUCAUGUGUGUCUGGAAUACAUGAUAAAAAGGCAAAUAAAUGCGAUACAAUGCCACUGUUACCAUAUGGACUUAAACAUAAAGAUAAAGAAGUACCAAAAAGCAGCGUUUGUGGGGAGAAGAUUUUAUUUUCUCCGGGUAUUCCAAUGUUUGAUAGAAUACAUAAAGAGUUAUAUGUAUGUUCAAAUGGUAUUAUAAGCUUUGAUAGUAAAUAUACAAAUCCAACACCUCCGAGGAACAGAGACGGUGUUUCUGAGUUUGCUAAUAGAACACUUAUAGCACCAUUCCAUGCACCAAUCAAUUCAUCAUCGGGAUCUGUUUUCUUCCGCAUCUAUGACAUUCAAAACAAUUACAAAAUGAUGAAAGAAGAUAGGGAGUCUCCGUCUAGUUUGGUUACUUACCUAGAAGACAUAGUGACAACAUUUUGA
Ruditapes philippinarum (Manila clam) is the source of this 6218-nucleotide messenger RNA. RefSeq names its product deleted in malignant brain tumors 1 protein-like. Gene Ontology annotation, cellular component: membrane. The coding region runs from base 159 to 6218 and encodes 2019 amino acids. The record is from RefSeq and is a predicted model, not a curated record. Lineage: Eukaryota; Metazoa; Mollusca; Bivalvia; Venerida; Veneridae. The transcript is spliced from 38 exons.